AUGAAAUCUUUAAAUCAAGUUCUCAAUGUUGAACAACCUUCAUGCCUCCUGCUAUGUAAAGGAACACUCACAUGUACUGCCACAGUUCUUGAGCUUAAGAAUCUACCUCCUAAAAUUGAAAAUCUUUUGAAAGAGUUUGAGGAUAUAUUCCCUAAGGAAGGGCCUAUUGGGCUUCCUCCCUUUAGAGGAAUUGAACAUCAAAUAGAUUUAGUGUCUGGGGCUAGUCUACCAAAUAGACCAGCCUAUAAGACAAAUCCUCAAGAAACAAAGGAGAUAGAGUCUCAAGUCCAAGAGUUGUUGGAGAAGGGUUGGGUUCAAAAGAGCCUUAGCCCUUGUGUUGUGCCUGUUUUGUUAGUACCUAAAAAGGAUGGGAAAUGGAGAAUGUGUUGUGAUUGUAGAGCCAUAAAUAACAUCACCAUUAAAUAUAGGCAUCCCAUUCCUAGGCUUGAUGACAUGCUUGAUGAAUUGCAUGGGUCCAUCAUGUUUUCUAAAAUUGAUCUAAAGAGUGUUUAUCACCAAAUAAGAAUCAAAGAAGGUGAUGAGUGGAAAACCGCUUUUAAGACCAAAUUUGGAUUAUAUGAGUGGUUGGUGAUGCCCUUUGGGCUUACUAAUGCACCUAGCACAUUAAUGAGGCUAAUGAAUCACGUUCUUAGAGAGUGCAUAGGAAAUGUUAUUUUCUUAGGUUUUGUACUAAAUAAAAAUGGGGUCCAUGUUGACCCUACAAAAAUAAAGGCCAUCCAAGAAUGGCCCACUCCUAAAAAUGGCCAACACAAGCUGAAUAAAAGACAUGCUAAGUGGAUGGAAUUCUUGAAACAAUUUCCUUAUGUGAUAAAAUACAAGAAGGGCAAAAGUAAUGUGGUGGCUGAUGCCUUGUCUAGAAGGCACACUUUGUUUUCAAAAUUGGGAGCCCAAAUUCUUGGAUUUGAUCACAUUUCAAAAAUGUAUAAUCAAGAUUCUGAGUUUUCCUCUACUUAUGCUGAGUGUAUGGAAAGACCUCAAGGAGGUUUCUAUGUGAAUGAGGGGUAUUUGUUUAAAGAAGGAAAAAUUUGUAUUCCCCAAGGUUCACAAAGAAAACUCCUUAUUCAAGAAACACAUGAAGGGGGAUUAAUGGGUCAUUUUGGGGUAGAAAAAGUUUUGUUGAGCAUACAAGAGUUGUUGUUUGUAAGUCUCAGGGAAGUAAUGCUCUUACCGGAUUUUGGUGAACAGGUAAGGGGCUGGCUCUUACCAGGUUUUGGUGAGCAGGCAAGGGUUGUUGUUUGUGUGUCUCAGGGUAGGCAACGCUCUUACCGGGUUUUGGUGAGCAGCUUAUUGGAUCAUAAAUCGAGUGGAAGAAGAAUUGUAAGGGAUUGGAUAAGGUUUGCAAGUGCGGAGGAAGUUUUUGGGUUCUUGGAACAGCAGGAACUGCCUAGCGGCACCCAAUUGGCCGCCAGGCGCCAUACCAGAGGAUGGAGGGUAAUACGAGCAUUCUUUGAGUUGUGGAUCGGAAUAGCGAGUGUUCCCGGAGCAGAUGAUGUUGCAAGUGGUACUGGUGGAGUGUAG
Messenger RNA from Vigna unguiculata (cowpea), 1539 nucleotides. The record is from RefSeq and is a predicted model, not a curated record. Lineage: Eukaryota; Viridiplantae; Streptophyta; Magnoliopsida; Fabales; Fabaceae.